Molecule: messenger RNA, 11439 nt
Organism: Eurytemora carolleeae
Lineage: Eukaryota; Metazoa; Arthropoda; Copepoda; Calanoida; Temoridae
Exons: 40
Coding region: 8-9676 (3222 amino acids)
Source: RefSeq, a predicted model, not a curated record
AAGUAAAAUGAAGGCUGUUCUUUUAAUAAUCUUUAUCAAGUACCAUCUAGUUAUUGGAGGGAAGUUUCUUUAUUCUCCUCUAGCAGAAAAUAGACAUGAUUUGACUCUUGAUGAUGACAUCCAAUCUCCAAAUACUUCACCAUAUAAUGAUAUUGUGAGAGGAUCAUUAUUCCAUAAGAUAGAAGAUGGAACUCUUGGUUAUGGUUCUAUUCCCACAGUUAACCCUCCUGGAUUAGCUCCAAGGUGUAUUCCUAAGUGGAGCAGACAUCCUGGAAUCAGAGUUAAUGUAAACUUUAAGGAUUUGGUCAUAAAUGAAACUGGAUAUAUAAACCGUGGAAAAAUGCUAGAAAGAUAUGUCCGAGGUGUUGAAGAUUGUUCUAGAAGAUGCUUGUUAGGUUCACAAUGUGAUAUGUUUACAGUGUUAGGGAAUAUAUGCUUGUUCUAUCCUCAUCUUAGACUCAAGCACUUACCCUUCCAUCAGGUGACAAGGUUGCAUGGAUCUGCUCUAACUUAUGUUUUGACAUGUGAUGAAACUCAAGCCAACUUUUUACCUGCAGGUGUAUCUAAACCCUCUAACUGUGAUGUUCAAGACACGUAUCGAGGAAAUCAACCUCUGAGAUAUUUUAAAAACAUUUUGCCAGCAUGUCCCAAAGGAUGGGAAGACUACAUGGGAAAAAAAUGUAUCAGAUAUAAUUCUACAGACAAACAGAAUAGAAGUGUUGCUCAAGAGGAAUGCUUUAAGAGAGGAUCUUCAAGCUUACUCAUUAUUGAGGAUGAAGCUGAAGCUGAAUAUCAUGGGGAUAAAACAGAAAGAUUCUGGACUGCUGGAAAAAGAGAAAUGAUCGAUAAAAACUAUACAGACAAGUUCUACUGGGAAACCUAUCCUAGUUUCAGUUCACCAACUCUUACUCCAACAAAAGGGGAGUUUCCCUGGAACGAGGACCAACCUAAUUAUGGUAAAGAUGAUAUUUGUGUUUAUUACAAUACAAACAGAAAUAGAGUAAAUGAUAUCAAUUGUGGCAUAAACUAUUCUUAUAUAUGUGAAAAGAAAAGAGAUUUGUCUGGAAUUGGAAGUCAAGUAGACGGUCGUGUAUCAGAAUAUGCAGCUUACUGUACUGAGGAUAACAAUUUAGAGAAGUAUUUUGAGAUCACGACAACCUUAAAACCUUCCGAUCUAGGUCUUAGUUUGAAAUAUGUGGACAUCUUUAAACCUAAGGCAUAUCUAAAAGCCUGGAUAAGGUUUACAGCCUCACAACUAAAUGAAACAAAAAAUGAUGCACUUUCAAUAAUUGGAAAAGUUGGUGAAAAAGAAAAGAAUAUAAAUAUAAGCUUAUCCCUCAAAUCUGAGAGUUUUCCUCUAGUUAUUUCUAUCCUGGGCAUGUCAACAAGUAAUCCAUCAAUCACACUAUCUGUCAGAGCUGAAACCAAGGAACAAGGUUUAAUUCUGAUAUCACCCCUAGAGAUUACAGUGGACCGUCCUGUCUAUAUUGGAUGUUUCUCAUCAUUCACCAGUUCUGACUUUAGCCCUGAUCAUUAUGACACAAGCUCUCACCUUGACUGUUUAGUUUACUGCAAAAAUCAAUUCAAAAACUUUGUUCUCUUGCAAGAAAACAAAUGCUAUUGUCACUCAAAAGAUACAUAUUCUAAACUGUUCAUAUAUGGCUUGCUAGUUUCAUCAGCUCAAUGCAACAUAACUUGUGAAACUGAUUCAAAUAGUUACUGUGGUGGUGUGGAUAGCUUCUCUGUCUAUGUGGCAGGUUGUGAGGAAGGAUUUGAAAGAUAUGGUUCAAGCUGUUACUUUCAAAUUAGUAAAGACUUUUACUGGUCACAAGAGGCUAAAUGUGAUCUUAUGGGUGCUUCUUUGUGGGCUCCUAAGAAAGUAGGAGAUUUGGAAAUGAUACAAGAAAUCUUCCAAAUUAGUGAAGACUAUCACAUUGGAGUAAGAAAAAAAUACGCCCAAGAUGAAUUGGAGUUCUCUGAUUUUACCAAAGAGCCUGGAUUCUAUCCAACUUAUUAUUCUUCUGGUGAAUUGGAUGAUUUUACACAAGAUGCAGAUCCUAUUCUAGACUUUGUCACAGGACGAAAAACUGUUUUGCUACUGUCAAACAAGAAACUGAAAUUGGAUGAGGAUAAAGCAGCCAAAGGGAUUUGUCAAAAAUCAAUUGGUGGGGGACAUGAACACCUGAAUUUGUUUGAAGACCUUGGAAUUAAAUACAAGAUAAUAGGAGAUGAGGUUGAGAGUAUUGAAGAAGAUGUUAAUAUCCUUAAUCAAUAUCCAGGAAUACCUUUGAGAAUUCAAUGCACAAAAGGAUCUCAUGAGACUUGGUUUGAAAUUAUAUUUGAUCAGAUGGCCAUGAUAGAUUCUGUUCGUAUAGUUCUGAACAACCCUGAGAUUAAAGAAUUGGUUCUAGAAACCUCAUUUACUUCAAUGUUGAUACUAUUUCCAAAAAUUUUAUUGGGUGAUGGUGAGAAGAUGUCAGUAAUGAAACUCUUACCCCAACCAGUCAUAGUAGACAGUAUCAAAAUUAAAAUAAGAAGAUCUACUCCUAUUGUUGAGAUGAAGGUCGAGUUAAGAGGCAAGAUUGCAUCACAGAUCUUACCUUAUGAAUUCACCAAAGGCCUUCUCAGAACAAAAUAUACUCCAUUAGACAGUGAAAACCAAACAGUUGAAUUACAAGGGGAAAUAUGCCCAACAGGAGGUAUAAGAUACAUAGGGACCAUCUCUACUAAUGCAGAGUUACUGAUUGAGUUGUCAUCCAGUGAAAGUACUUUAUCCUUACUGAAGUUUGAACUUAAUCAAGAAAGUUUAAAAAUUGGCAAUAACAUUGAAGGAGAUGAAGUAAAUAGGCAAAUGGUAUUUCAAGAGAAUUCAAUAUUUGAUGUUUAUGUUACUUGCCCUUCUGGAAGUUACCAAGUGUAUGUAAAUAAUAAUCUGGAAUUAGAAACCAGUAUUCAAGCUCAAAAUAUAAAGCAUGUUCGCAUUCAAACCACAAAUAUGAAAAGUAUAAAUUUUGAAGAAGUAUCUACAUCAUUUGAUCCAAAUCCAUCAAAAUGUGAAGAAUCUGGAGCUGAUUGUAUCACUAAAGUUUUUAAAGAACAAGGAAAGCUGAUGAAAAUCUUAAUAUCAACAGAAAAUAAAGAGAUUCUUUACUGGAUUGGUGAUUAUUUGAAUUUAUGCCACAGAACUCCAACUUACAGCCCAUUAUGCAACAUUCAACAAUUCCAGUGGAAAAAGGAAGGGAAGAUAGGGUUCCAGGACUCACAUUGCUCUGACACAGGAGUAAAUUUAGACUUGGGUAAUCAGUGCUUGACAUUCGAAGAAGAAGCUUUGUCAUUUACUGCAGCUCAAAGUGCAUGCACCCAGAAGCAUGGGAUUGUACAACCUCCUAGUGACAUUUACCAAAAUACAAUCUCCAGUUUAUAUGCUAGAGAAUCAUUUUGGAUUGGAGUAACAAGAACUGAUGGGGUAUGGAUAAAAACCGAUGGUAGGAAACUAGAGGACAUGGAACUAAGUUUUGAAGAUAAUGUAGAUGAAGGAGAUUGCACUAUAGCUUACAUUGAGAAUGAUUACAAACCUAAAAUUGUUCCUUGUACUGGGAAAUUUAAGUAUUUUUGUACGGUUGGACCAAACUGUCCGGCAGGAUAUAACUGGGUUCCUAGUUUGGGCAGAAUUUGUCUUAAAAUUGGCAAUGUAGUUGGAGGAAACAAUAGAUUAGCUGACAUACAUUCAGGAGAGGCUUAUUGUGCAAAGGAUGGGAUGAGCUUAUUUGCCCCAACAUCCAAACAAGAGGUUGAAAAGUUUGUAACUUGGUUUUCAUCGACAUCCAAGUCUGAGGCUUUAAUAGGCUGGAGAAGAUCUAUUGUGAAUGGUGAACAAAUAUAUAUUUCUCACUUUUCAAAUAAAACUCUUUCAUCUGCAGAGUUUAAGGAAAUUUUAGGAUUAGAACCAAAACGCCCAAAUGAAAAUUGUGUUAAAGUCGGUCAAAGUUUAGCAAUGACAAACUGCUCGAAUAAUGAGGUUCAAUUAAGAGGUCUGUGUCAGUACAAAGAGUGUAUUACAACUGAACACAAACCCUGCUCCUUCCCUUUUAAAUACAAAGGAAGAAUGUAUGAUUCCUGUAUAACCAUUGACAGCACUGAACCAUGGUGCAGUCUCAAAACAGAUAUUCAUAGAAAUCAUAUUGAAGAUACUAACAACAGAGGAACCUGUUCCAGUAGCUGCAAUGUUCAAAACUGCCCAGUUGGGUAUUUUAAACAUCAUAAAACUUGUCUCCGGAUAUCUGCAAGGACAGAUCAUGAUUCAUGGAAUUCAACAGAACAAGCAGAUGACCAGUGUAUGAAGGAAGGUGGUAGACUCUUCCAGCCAAGAGAUAUUAAAUCUUUUAGAAGCUUAUUAAUUAGUGAGUUUGAACAUUUGCAACCAAACCAAUCUCAUUUUGCAUAUAGAGGGAAAGAAUCUUUUAUUGCCCUUGGAGCAAGAGCAAAUUUUUCUCUGAUCUCAUAUCUAGAUGGAAGUAGAUCAUACAUGUUAGAAUCAAUAAUGAAUGAUCAAGGAAACUUGCUAAAAGAUAAUGAUGAAGAAAAAUGCAUUAUGCUUGACAAAACUGGAAAAUUAGCUUUGACAACAUGUGAUGAUUAUUUUGAUGGUCAAUAUGGUAGCCAGGUUCAACUAGGUUACAUAUGUGAAGCAAAACAUAUUGUUACAAAAGGGGGUAAAACAUGUGUGUUUCCAUUUAGAAAAUCUUCAAAUAGUCAGCUUCACACUUCUUGUAUAUAUGACAAUGUGAAAGAAUCUUCAUGUGCUACAGCAGUAGAUAACUAUGGGGUUGUUCAGAACAAUGAAUUGGGGCUUUGCAUGGAUGAAAGACAGGUUGCAUAUGAUGGUCCGGGGUCAGGAGAAGAAUGCAUUAUUCCAUUUAUCUAUGAUGGGAUCUGGAGAGACUCCUGCGCUCUGAAACCGAAAGAUAAUUUUUGGUGUCCUACAAAGUUAAAGAAUGUAGAUGAAAAUACAGAUUUAAUUGAAUCAAAUAAUGAAUGGGGAUAUUGUACUGACUUUCUAACACCUAGUUUAGAUUGCCCAGAAACCUAUGAAGAUGUCAAUAACACUUGUGUAAGAGUUUCUGUUACUACUGCAGACCAUACAGCUGCUGAGGAAAAAUGUAUUGAGGACGGAGGGGCCCUAAUCUCAAUCCCAAGUGAGAAAUUUCAUCUGGCAGUAGUUGAUCACAUUGGUACUGUUAGUUCCAAACAACACUAUAGUUCCACAGUGUUAACUAAUUUCUGGAUCGGAGGAUCAACAACAAAUAAUUCUUGGACUUGGGACUUACAAAACAUUGAUGAAAAUUGGAUUGAGAAUGUUGUAAACAGUGGAUGUCCUGAUUUUAAAUGUACAGAAAGAUAUGGCUUAACAAUGAAUAUUUCUCAUGAUUAUUUAUGGAAAGCAGAACUGAAAACUAUUGAAUUACCAUAUAUUUGUGCGUUAAAAUGUAGGGCAGGAUAUAGGUGGGGCUUCAGAACUAAUAAGUGCAUCAGAGUAGAGGGCAAGGCCCCUGGUAUGUCCAAUACUAAAUCAAUGUUGUCAUGUUCACAGGAAAAGUCAAGAUUAGUUAGUGUAUCUAGCUGUCAAGAUUUCUCGAAUCUUCUUAAAGAUUUGAGGGAAUUAGCUCCAGAUUCGGAGGAGAAUUAUUGGAUUGGAUAUUUUGUAGGCAACUUCCAGCAUUAUGAUAUUCGUAAAAUUGGUUUAACUCCCAACUUAAUUACAGCCAUAAACUCUAAAGGAAUGUUGGCUCCAACUGAUUGUGACUGGGAUAGCUUUGACAUAAAUUCUGUUGGAUUUAUCAAUAUCAACAGUGAGAAGAUGAAUCUUAGCUCUCUUUCAGAUGUAAAUAUUUUAAAGGGAUUUAUUUGUGAAGAAGAAAAUGAAUGGAUUUGUCCUGAUGGAUAUAUUUUGUUUCAAGAGGAGUGCUACAUGUUAAUCAAUGAUUCUCUAAUCUUCACAGAAGCUUUAGUUAGCUGUUUAUCUGAUGGUGGACAUUUAGCUGAACCUAAACAUGAGCUACAUGUGAACUUUCUACAAGCUUACUAUGAAGACAAUCAAAUCAAUCAACAGAACUUUUGGACUGGAUACAGACAAAAUAUAUUCAAUAUUACAGACUCUGAAAAUACUGUGUUUACCUCCUCUGAUUUUAGGAAGAAUGAUUUUCCUACUGAUUUUUUUGAAUCAGGUUUUGGGAGCUGCUUAGGAUUAAAAGGGAGAAAAUUCUCCACAAUAGAUUGCAUGGAACCUCUUCCCUAUAUUUGCCAAACUAGACCCAUCCCACAUCCUUAUAAGAUAAAACAUAUUCAUCAACCAACAUUAGUACUUCCAUUGGACAAUACAACUCAACAAGGGAAUCAUUCCUUUGUGGCAUUUCAUGAACAGAUUGUUCCCUUUACUGGUCUGAGGAACUCGGCUUAUUAUCUGGGUGACAUAGAUUCAUUUACUGAUAUCAUCUUAGAUGAACCAGUAGCUCUGAAAACUGGAGUAACAAUAUCAAUGUGGAUUAGAUUCACAGCAUUUUCUGAUGAAAAAAGUGUAUUAGUAGACUUUAAGAAGUCUAAUGAUGUUCCCAGUUUAACCUUAUUUGUUGAGGAAAAUUCUUUAAAAGUUGAAGUUUGUAUACCAGAGGAAUGUCUUUUGUUUGAAUCCAAUUCAACAUUACAAAGAAAAUCCUGGACAUUUGUUGCAUUUUCUAUGGAUAAUCCAAAUACUGUGAAUUUGUAUAUAAAUGAAACUAUUGAAGUUCUUGACAAUACCAAUGAUAAGGAAAAGGAUAGUAUAAGAUCUUGGUCUAUAGCUGCUAUGCUAAAAGAUUCAAUAAGAAUUGGUUCUAGGCUCCAAGACAAUGAUGGAAAGAACAACUUCCAUGGAAAAAUGUCUUGUUUCCAGCUUUUUCCAAGAUAUCUAUCUGCAUCCCAGAUUACCCAUGUGAUGCAAAAUUGUUAUCUUGAAGAAGAUCAUCCUCUAUUAGAGCUUUGCCCAACAGGGUACUUUGCAAUUAAAAACUUAUGCUAUAAACUAUCAACUACUCGAAUGAACUACUCAAUGUCUGAAUUGACCUGCAUGUUGGAAAACCCAUUUUUACCUCACAAGCUUGCUUAUGCACACAACUAUCUUAUACAAGAGAUGCUGAUGGUUUAUGCUCAACAGUUAAAUUCUUCUGAAAUAUGGGUUGGUUUAGAUUCAAUGUCAGUUCAUCCAGCUGGAGAAACUUGGAUUGAUAGUAGUGGUGCAAGGGUUGAGGAGAUAAAUUGGGAAGACGGAUUUCCUUCAACAAAUGACAUUCACUUUUGUGCUUUUAUGAACUACUCAAGCAUGAAAGUCAUGAAUGAUGAUUGUAGUAAAACUAGACACUUCUUCUGUUCUAUUUCACAAUAUGCUGUUCAAGUUUGCCCAGACAACUACUUUAGCUACAAAAACAUGUGUUUGAAAGAAACAGUGGCUGUUGGUACUUAUGCACAAAGCAAAGUCAGUUGUUCAAAUGCAGGAAGUAUUGUUCUACCAAUUAAAUCUGAGGGAUUGUACAAAUUCAUCAAAUUGCAUGCACAAUUUAGAGACGCUAGUCAGAUAUUCCUAGGAAUGAGCUCUGAGAACCAGAAAAUGAAAUACACAGAUUAUUCUGAGUUUGGAGCAGAUUCUUUUAACUUUGACAUGACUCCCAUUAUAAAUGACAGUCAAUGUGUCAUUCUUGAUAAUACAAAAGGGUUUAAACCCACAGAAGUAGAUUGCAAUGACAGUUUUGAGUAUUAUUGCUUAUGGAAAAGACCAUCAUGUCCUGAAGGUUUCCUUGCAAAUUUGCCUGGAUCAAAUGGAACCACAUGCCACUCUGUCUCUCAGGGUACAUCAAAAUAUGGUUCUAAGGAACAAUGCACAGAUUGGUCUUACAUAUCAUCUCCAGCAUCAAUUAUAGAUUUGCAACUGGAAUUUUUGGAAAUGAUUAUGGACACAACAAAAUAUGUUUGGUUAAAUGGUUCUGUCCCAGCGGAAUGUUCAGACAAUGGUUGUAAAGGACUUUCAAAAACUGGCCUUAUUACAGCAAUCAAUAAUCAAAAGGAACUCUUUGCUCUCUGUGAACAUGAAAUAUGUAUAGCUCAAGAUGGAUUUCAAUGCAUAUUUCCAUUUGUUUACAAGGAGGUUGAAUACAAUUACUGCACUACCCAGGAUAUUUAUCUUCCAUGGUGCCCAACAGUAAUUGAUGAUGGUAACAUACUUAACUGGGCCAUAUGUAAUGGAAACUGUCCUAAAGAAGAAAUACCAAUUGUGUGUCUGGAACCUCCACCAACUCCAUCCUUUAAUAAUUCAAUGCUGAAUCAUCUGGAGAGUACUUUAUUCAUGUCGAGUUGGUUUGACUCAGAGAUGUCUGAAAAUGGUUCAAUGUACAAGUUAUCUGCCAUUAGAAAAAGGCGACAUCAACCUGAAUGGAAAUAUGAUCCUGGCAAUUUGACAGAUUUGGUUACUGUUUAUGUAAAGAACAACCUUGCUGAUCUUCAUACAUUAUAUUCAAUAUUUCCUGAAAACCAAACAGUUCAUUACAAUUGCCCCAAAGGUUUUAAGUAUGAUCACUCUGAAAUGGUUUCAAUGAGUUUGACAUGUAAAAAUGGGACUUGGAUUUCAGAAACUUUUUUUAAUGCAUCCAAGUUUUGUACACCUAUACAUUGCCCUAAAGAUGAAAUUCCAUUCUCGCCAACUACUUCAAAGAUUCUUAUCAAUAAUCUAGAAGAAAUUAAAAAGAGUUCACCUAACACCUGGAACAAUUAUAUGAGGAAAAUCUCAUUUAUUUGUCCUUCAAACUAUUCAGCCUAUUACCAAAAUAAAUAUCUUGAGAAUCCUUCUGGUUUCACAAUCUUCUGUGAUUCUGAUCUGAAGUGGAAAAAUAAUAUCAGCAAUGAACCUGUUGAGCCAUCAGUUUUUGCUUGUAUCCAUAAGAAUUGUAAAUUACCUCCAUCCUAUGAAGAUCCUAUGGGAACAAGGGUUUGGAUAGAGGUUCCUGGAAAAUCUGGUCCAUUUGCUACUCUUGUCCAAUAUUCAUGCAAUAAUAGUAAUUGGAGAUAUCCUUCAACUGUUCGUAAUGAAACUUGGGCCUCGUGCAAUGAUUCUGGGAAUUGGAACAUAACAGAAGUUGAAAAUUGUACAGAAUUAAGAUGUCUUCAAUAUCCUCCUCCUCCUCAUGAUGGUGGAGAGCUUCUUAUUGGGAUAAAUGAAACCAGAUAUACAUGCCCAGCAGGAGGCAUGUUUACAACUGGAGAAUAUCCAUAUUGGUACAACAAAUGCCAGCCUAAUGGACAAUGGAGUAAUACAGAUAAACCUCCUGGAUGUAAAGCAAUGUCUUGUCAAAUGACUCCACCUAGUCCUCUGCCUGGAAUGGAGAUAAUUUGGCCUGGAAGAAGGAAAGAGGUGGGGGAUACAGUCACUUACAAAUGUACUAAAGGUGGAUACAUUGAAGGCUUGCCAGAUCCUUUGGGUUGGGACUCUACUGUAUAUACAGAUCAAACGUUGGAAUGCUUGGCUUUCAACAAUUCCGUAGUUUGGUUUCCUCAGCAAUUGUCUAGCUGUAUUGGUAAGUGCUGCUUAACAAUAACUUUUGAAAGGUCUAAGAUUUUUAAUAUUCACUCACAAGUUAGAACAGACAUCAGGUAAGAUUCAUACUCAUUUGGAUCAUGACAAAAAAUAAUAAUCAAAUAAAUUUUUAAAAUUUUGUAUGAUAAGUUUUAUGAUGUUGCAAAACAAAAGAUUACUUUUAAAAGUAUAGCAAAAGAACUGUUAUUAUUUUCUUUCUUAUAUGAAUCAUAUUUGAAAGAAAAUAUUAAUAGAAAGAAAAUAGUUUAACUAAUUAUUGAACUUAAAAAAAAGAAAAGUGGACCAGGUUUAGUAUGUAUAUCCAAAAUCUAAAAAUCAAACGGCUCAGUAACAUUUUGUAUAAGAUUAUAGUAAUUCACCAUGGUAAGUCUAUAAUACCUAAGUUCCACAAUUCUGCUGAACAAUCUAAGCUUUGAUUUAUACUGCAGUGAUGUGCAGUACACUAACACAAAUAGAUUGGUUUGGUAGAGAGUAAUUACUUUGUAUAUCUGCAUCAUCAUGAUUAUCUUCUAUUUUUACUUAUGCACUAAUUUCUCACUAAUUUUUGUGUCUUAUUAUGGAUCAUAUCUAUAAAAGUGUUGUACAAUGGAAUCAUUGCCGAAGUAAGUACAUACAGUUUCAGGUUUACAACAGUGCAAAUUUAAUCAAUUAGUAGGUUUGAGAUACAUUAUAUAAAUUUCUGCUCAUUCUCUGAUUCUGAGAGAAUUUUCAUUUUCUUUCUUUUAUGAAUCAUAACCGAAAGAAAAUAAUAAUACAAAGAAAAUAUGCCUGAUGCGAAAUGUAAAUCAGAUUAUUCUUAAUAAAUGGAUGUAUUAAACACAAUACAUAUGAUAAAUAACUAUAAUAUAACCAUGGUAAGUAUAUAUUUGGAUAAAGGAACAUUAUGUUCUCAAAUGUUCUUUGGUAUAAUAUAUCUACAGGGUGUCUAAAAAAACAGGGAAUCGUUUGUAAUCGAAUUUCCAGGUUGAGAAAAUUUUUUAAAACUACAUAUAAUUUCCUAUUGAACAAGCCCAAUCUUAGACUUGUAGAUCUAAAAAUGACAAUUUUAUAGGCUCCAUGAUUAUAACAUUUGCUCAUUUGAAUCAAACCCUAACAUUUGUAUCAAUACUUCUUAACAUUAGUAUCAAGAUUAGAUCAACAAUCCAUCCUCAAUAUUCUUAUCCAAGAUUAUAACUUUUGCUCAUUUGAAUCAAACCCUAACAUGGGUAUCCAUCCUUAACAUUUGUAUCCAGAUUGAAUCAGCAAUCAAAUCCAACCUGUAUCCAAAUCAUGAAUCCAUCCUCAACAUUUGUAUCAAGAUUUUAAGUUUGGAAAGAAAAUAAGAUAUCUAUAAAACUGGGUAAUUAAUGUCUUAGUAAACAUUUAUUCUCCAAUUUUUUUUGGUAUAAUGAGUUUUAUUCAAACUGUAUGUAACUUUACUUGAUUCUAUUGCAAAAAUUAAUCGAAGCUAUUUAGGAAGCUUUAGUUCAGGAUUUAAAAAAAAAUCUCCUUAAAACGAAGAACCUAAGAGACAAGUACAGAUAAGAUUUGAUAAAAAAAUCAUCUAGUUCUGGAGUUUCCUGAGCUAAGACAACCUAUGUCAGAGUUCCAGGAAUAACAGGCGUUGGGCAGUAAAAGAUGGAUGAUAGCGGUUCUGCUAGUAGAGAGCAGUAAGCACCAUCUAAUCCUACAAAUGAACAAUUGGUUAAAACAAGAAGAAUCCUACCAUUUAUAUUUUAAUUGUAUGUUGUAAUGUCAGUUUUCUAUUUAAGCUGUAUAUGCACAACAUUUAGUGACCUAUUUUUUGUAAAAUUAUACCUUUUAAUACAUUUUUAAACAUCUUA